Lemur catta (Ring-tailed lemur) is the source of this 3779-nucleotide messenger RNA. Its product is annotated as neuropeptide Y receptor type 4-2. NCBI's taxonomy places the organism in Eukaryota, Metazoa, Chordata, Mammalia, Primates, Lemuridae. Bases 86 to 1213 code for a protein of 375 amino acids. The record is from RefSeq and is a predicted model, not a curated record. The transcript has a single exon. Gene Ontology annotation, cellular component: plasma membrane; neuron projection. Gene Ontology annotation, biological process: G protein-coupled receptor signaling pathway. Gene Ontology annotation, molecular function: pancreatic polypeptide receptor activity; neuropeptide binding.
UACUGUUUGUCUGUUUGCCUUGCAGGCAUCAUCCCUGAAGGGGGCUCCUUCAUUCCAGAGCCCCUGAAGUCUGCUCACAUCCACCAUGAACACCUCUCACCUCCUGGCCUCGCUGCUCUCAGGAUCCCCGCAGGGUGAAAACAGGAGCAAGCCAAGGGGCAUCCUGUACAGCCUCUCUGACCACUGCCAGGAUUCUGUGGACCUGCUGGUCUUCAUCGUCACUUCCUACAGCAUCGAGACCAUCUUGGGGGUCCUGGGCAACCUCUGCCUGAUCUGCGUGACCAUGAGGCAGAAGGAGAAGACCAAUGUGACCAACCUGCUCAUCGCCAACUUGGCCUUCUCCGACUUCCUCAUGUGCCUCAUCUGCCAGCCGCUCACCGCCAUCUACACCAUCAUGGACUACUGGAUCUUCGGUGAGGCCCUUUGCAAGAUGUCGGCCUUCAUCCAGUGCAUGUCGGUGACGGUCUCCAUCCUCUCUCUCGUCCUUGUGGCCCUGGAAAGGCAUCAGCUCAUCAUCAACCCAACAGGCUGGAAGCCCAGCAUCCUGCAGGCCUACCUGGGGAUUGUGCUCACCUGGUUCAUCGCCUGCACCCUCUCCCUGCCCUUCCUGGCCAACAGCGUCCUGGAGAACGUCUUCCACAGGAACCACUCCAAGGCUCUGGAGUUUCUGGCGGAUAAAGUGGUCUGUACCGAGUCCUGGCCCUUGGGCCACCACCGCGUUGUCUACACCACCUUCCUGCUACUUUUCCAGUACUGCAUCCCGCUGGCCUUCAUCCUGGUCUGCUACGUGCGCAUCUACCGGCGCCUGCAGAAGCAGGGGCGCGUGUUCCGCAAGGGCGCCUACAGCUCACGCGCGGGGCAGAUGAAGCGGGUCAACGGAGUGCUUGUGGCAAUGGUGGCUGCCUUCGCAGUGCUCUGGCUGCCCUUGCACGUGUUCAACAGCUUGGAGGACUGGCACCCCGAGGCCAUCCCUGUCUGCCAUGGCAACCUCAUCUUCUUGGUGUGCCACCUGCUCGCCAUGGCCUCCACCUGCGUCAACCCUUUCAUCUAUGGCUUUCUCAACACCAAUUUCAAGAAGGAGGUCAAGGCCCUGGUGCUGACUUGCCAGCAGAGCCCCCCCAUGGAAGAGUCCGAGCAUGUGCCCCUGUCCACAGUGCACACGGAAGUCUCCAAAGGGUCUCUGAGGCUAAGUGGCAGGUCCAACCCCAUUUAGCCAGGUCUAGGGCUUCUCCCUGUCAUGUUCCUUGCCAGCCUCUUUCACUUAAAUAAGUGGGCACGUUGCAAGCUGGGGGUGGCACCCCUCUGUCAUUACUGGCUUUCUGGGGCCAGAUAGGCUGGCAAGAGCCCGUUUUGCAUCUAUUUGCAUUGAGAGGCCUAACAUUCAGCUACGUGUUCCUGGGAGGAUUCUGAGUUUAGAUUCUGCAGGUCACAGUGAGCCUUGCAGCUUGAGUUGCAAGAUGCCAGAGCCGGAGAUAUCUGCUGGUAACAGUCAGGGUUCACUCUGGUAACCCAGCAACAGAUGCCUGGCCUGGGAACCCAGGGAUGUCGCUUACACCAGUGAGACCGUGAAGCUGCUGUGCACUGAGGGAAGGAGCACUUGGGAGUCGGAGCUCUAGACCUUGGUCACCCCCUGACUUCUAUGAGAGAUGAUGUGUGUGGAUGAGCUUCAGAAGUGGCUGCAAAGCAGUGGGAUCACUGUUACCUCAUUAGCACAUCCAGCUGAAGAGAACAGAUCCUGGGCUCUUGGGUCGUUGUGCGCCUCUGCAGCAGGAAUUCCAGAAUUCACACCCUCCUCCAUCCUUUUUCUCUCUCACUGCAUCUGCCACCUGAUAUGGAAAUAAGCCUGCAAAUGUCUCUCCUCCAUGAGGUUGUGAGCACCUUGAGGGUGACACUGUAUUGUCAUAGAGCUUGUGUUCUCCAUGCCUAGAGCAGGCCCUGGUGCAGGGGGAGAGCUCCAGAAAAGUUUUCCGUGGUGGAUUGAUGGUAAAGGUGCCAGUCACUGCUGAGUGUUUGGCCAAGAACAGGCACUCUGUGCUGUGAUCUAGCAUGGGAAGGGGUCAGGGCUCAGACUGUUGCACCCACAGUCUCUCACCUGCCUGUCCUUGCCUCCCAGGGCCUCUUGACAAGGCAGCUGGACAGAGACUCUGUGGCCCUCUCCACUGUGGACCCACCACAAAGGCCUCUAGAACUCAAGACCAUGACUACAUCCUCCUUUAUUCCAUGCUCUGACCACUGAGCUAACUUGCCCUGGGUCAUGUGCCACAAUUCUUCCAAAGCUUCCCCAGGACAUUGGGUAUCCCAGUGGCCUUCAGUAGGAGCAGGGGCAGGGAGUCCUAGGAGUCAGACUUAAUGGGGCACUGGCUGAAAGGAGCAGGGGUCCCCCUUCCUCCAGCCAUCCAGGGAGAAUGGAGAAGGGGCUCCAGGGAGUGUGAAUAUCUCACCUUAGAGUUCAUGGCCCAGUUCCCUGGAUGCUGAACCAGGUCCAAGGCUUCAUCUGCAGGUGAACCAGACAGUCUAUCCUUGCAGGGAAGGAAGUGUCAAGAUUGCUCCUCAGCUGCCUUGGAUGGGAUGUCUCAGGUGGGCUCUGUCUGUUCAGACCCACUGUCCAGCGGAGUGCACCGUGGCCGCAGCGUGGUCUCCCAGGGCAGCGUAUUCAAACGCCAGGGCCCUUGAGGAGCCUCACCCUGAGGCAGCCUUGGCUCUACACAGGGCAUCUGGCAAAGGGUCAGCCAGAGGUUGAACAGCGACAUCUGACUGUCUCUCUCGUCCUCGCUCCUGACCAAGAACCUGUGCAGCCAACACCCAAGACAAGUGCUCUUUGAGCCACCAGCUCCCUUCCUGGAGCUGUUUCUCUUGUUCCUGCUUUUGGUCACAUCUCCCAUUCAGUUCCUUUGUUCACUUUUACCCUGGAUUUUUGGGCAGAUUUCUUGAGCCACUCUCUGGGACACAGCUUGUGCUUGUCCUCUGGUGCCAUCUGCUGCUGGCUGCUCCAGGUGAGCACCUGCCAACAAAGCCUCUACUGUGGGACCCAUCCCAGCAAGAUGUCAUUGUCCAGGCUUCCCAAGGAAUUGAGGGCCUUGGGUCCCUACAGAGACCAUGCAAGUGCCUGGAGUUUGCUUCUCACUAUCAAUCUCAAUGGUGCCAAGAUGCUUGGGGACAGGGAUGAUUUAGGGUGCCAGCAAGCCUGAGGAUGGGGGUGAGGCCAGACAUCUGGCAAAGGUGCUUGGCGUUAGGAACUGGGGUUGUAGGUGGAAGCCUCAGUGAGUGUCUUCGAUGCUUCCCUCACGUUGCUUAGGUUGACACAGCCUGCCUGAUGUCUCCGUCCUGCUCCCAGUUCCUAACGACCUUGGGGUUGCUUGGUUACCCAGCACCCUGGGAACUUUCUACCCAAAGUGUGGUCCGAAGACCAGCAGUCCAGCAUCACCUGGAGCUUGUUAGAUGUGCAGAGUCCUUGUUGCCACCCAGACCUAUUGAAUCAGAAUCCACAUUUUAUCAAGAUCUCCAGGUUAAUUGUACACACAUUAAAAUUUGAGAAGCUCUUCUCUAAGAAACAGAUUGCCCUGGAGCCUAGAGUCACUAGGUCAGCAACUGUAGACACCCACUCUGGGGUCUAGAGUGGAGCUUUAGGAAUCUGAGUUCUGGAGACGUGGCUUUAAAAUUGUUAUUGCUGAAAAGGUGCAUUCAGUUUUGGUUGUUUGUCUCAUCUCUGGCUGCAUGUGGUCAUAUUUCUUGUGAAGUCUUUUCAUUUCUUCAAUAAAUGUUUGCCAAAUGCAUAGUUU